Molecule: messenger RNA, 477 nt
Organism: Insectozyma verbasci
Lineage: Eukaryota; Fungi; Ascomycota; Pichiomycetes; Serinales; Debaryomycetaceae
Source: the annotation of a GenBank genome assembly
AUGCAUUAUAAUAAUACGAAAGGUGUUUAUACAUAUUUAUUUAUUAUAUGUUUUUUAAUUAUUUUGCCUUGGAUUUGGAUCAAAUUUUGUUCAACUAAUUCGGUUUUAUUGGAUGAAGUUGAUAUUAAAAUUCCCAUUUAUAUACAGUUUGCUAAUGAACAAUUCAAAUUUCCAGAUUUAAUUGUAGCAACUCAAUUUCAAUUGGAUUCAGAAUUAAAACAUCUUACAAAUAAAUCAUUAAAAGUAGAAUUAAUUGAUAAGUUGGAGAAUAAUUUAUAUGAACAAAACCAAAGUAAUUUUGAAGAUAAUUAUAUAGUAGACUUAGUUUUAUCGGAUGAAAAUUCAUUAGCUAUAUCUUCAGAUAAAUUGAACGCAUAUGUUCUUUAUACUUUAGAUUCCAUUUAUGCUAAUGAUUUACCAUUCUUAAUUAGUCAAACAGUUUUAUAUCAUUUAAUAUAUAACAAAUAUAUUAUAUAA